UCUUCGCUUAAUCCUCAACUUGAUACUAGUAUCCUAUUUCACCACUCUCCGUUGUACAACUUGAUACGUUUCACUAUCAGCAACACGUCUACCUGUAUUCGCGUACCUAUUCACAAUGCACAAAUAUAUGUAAAAGCUGAAAAAAGGCGG
Molecule: messenger RNA, 150 nt
Organism: Acaulospora colombiana
Lineage: Eukaryota; Fungi; Glomeromycota; Glomeromycetes; Diversisporales; Acaulosporaceae
Source: the annotation of a GenBank genome assembly